Molecule: messenger RNA, 948 nt
Organism: Gongylonema pulchrum
Lineage: Eukaryota; Metazoa; Nematoda; Chromadorea; Rhabditida; Gongylonematidae
Source: the annotation of a GenBank genome assembly
AUGAAAAGGAAAUGUUAUGAAAUAGGUAAAAAAGGAAUGAAGAAUUAUGAUAUUAGAAAAGAUCGUAAAAUGGAAAGAAAUGAGAAGCGUGAACGGGGCAGUCGACAGCGCGAUAUUCCACUGGCCGCAGACAACAAAGAGCCGAAGCGGAAAGUGAAGAAAGGACGACGCGAGAGGCUGCCCACCAAGGAAGCCCUAGUCCUCGGUUUGCACUCAUUUCCAGAUGCUCGCAGUACGGGGCCUGUGAAUAAUGAGUUUUCCUGCCCACGCUCAUCUGUCAAGAAAUCGCCACAACAUGCUUGCAGGCCUCGAAUAAUGCUUCCGUUGACAAUUGGUGUCGAACAAUCUGAUGACGAUGAGUUGAGUGCAGCCAGGCCUAUUCGUGAACCGUUUACUCCUGAAGUGUCGCUUUCCGGAACACGUCGUCGACAUCCCACCACCGGUACACUACUCGCAGCACGCGAAGAGAAGGAGAUAGGGAACUCACGUGUGCUCGACAAUCUGCGCAACAAUCCGGCACUUGCUGGCAUAUUCCAAAACGAGGCGCUGGUGGAGAGGCUCAGCCGACCAUCCGUGCUCAGCGCCGCACAACGAUCCGGAAGCGGCGCCCGUGGCAACCCAAUCACCACGUACCCGAGACUUGCAGCCGCCAAAAACCGGCGCAAAACAUCACGCCUCAAGCCAAUUGACUAUAAAGUGAAGCAGAUUGUGGAAGAGCGGCCGAUUCCUCCACCGCUGUUCAUACCGAAAGGACGACACACACGUAUCCGACUGACUGGCGCUACCGAGAAGGAAAUCCCGGGCAUCGGAGGACGCUUCGUGAUACCUUCCCUCGAUCCAACACUGCCAGCGCUCAAUAGUGCAGUACACACGCAAGGCAAACAAAGGUUACUCUUAUUACAAUUUUCAGCAACAAAACCGCACGAAAACAAACGUAGCAAAUGCUAG